This is a messenger RNA of Daktulosphaira vitifoliae (grape phylloxera), 1554 nucleotides long. RefSeq names its product phosphate carrier protein, mitochondrial-like. The record is from RefSeq and is a predicted model, not a curated record. Gene Ontology annotation, cellular component: mitochondrial inner membrane. The transcript is spliced from 2 exons. Lineage: Eukaryota; Metazoa; Arthropoda; Insecta; Hemiptera; Phylloxeridae. Gene Ontology annotation, biological process: mitochondrial phosphate ion transmembrane transport. The coding region runs from base 138 to 1169 and encodes 343 amino acids. Gene Ontology annotation, molecular function: phosphate transmembrane transporter activity.
AAAAUUUUCUCAUACUUCUCGUUCACCUAGCCUAAUUUACAGUAUCCGUGACCCGGCACCUUUUAGGCUGUACCUUUUGGCUUGAGCUUUGUAAUUUACCGCUCUUUUUAAAAUUUCAGUCUUAAAAUACUAUCAAAAUGAUUUCUCCUUUUCAUCAACUGAAGAAGCCAUCCGAACAACAAAACACCAUGAUGAAAUACCCUCAAUUUCAAUCUCACCUUGUACCAGGGAGAACUAUUGCUGCUGCUGCUGUAAAUGAAGAUAGUUGUGAGUUUGGGUCUCCAAAAUACUUUGCUCUUUGUGGCUUGGGUGGCAUUAUAUCAUGUGGAUUAACCCACACUAUGGUGACACCUUUAGAUCUAGUCAAAUGCCGUCUUCAAGUAAAUCCUGGAAAGUACAAAAAUCUAAUUAAUGGUUUCAAGGUUACUAUGGCCGAUGAAGGUGUUCGUGGAUUAGCCAGGGGUUGGGCUCCAACUGCUAUAGGUUAUUCAAUUCAAGGACUAGGAAAAUUUGGAUUGUAUGAAUACUUUAAAAUUUUUUAUGGUAACAUCAUAGGAGAAGAAAAUGCCUAUUAUUGGCGAACAUCGCUCUAUUUAGCUGCUUCUGCAUCAGCAGAACUUUUUGCUGACAUUGGGUUAGUUCCACUUGAAUCUAUCAAAGUCAAAAUUCAAACUACACCAGGUUUUGCUAAUACUAUGCGAGAAGCUGUCCCAAAAAUGAUUCAACAAGAAGGUGUAUCUGCUUUCUUCAAAAGUUUGGUACCUUUGUGGAUGAGGCAAAUUCCAUAUACCAUGAUGAAGUUUGCCUGUUUUGAAAGAACUGUUGAGUUAAUUUACAAACAUGUUGUGCCUAAACCCCGUGCUGAUUGUACUAAAGGAGAACAGUUGGUUGUUACUUUUGCUGCUGGCUACAUUGCUGGAGUUUUCUGUGCUGUUGUAUCUCACCCUGCUGAUACACUUGUUUCAAAACUAAAUCAAGAAAAAGGAGCUUCUUCUAUAGAUGUUCUUAAGAAAAUUGGUUUUGGCGGUUUAUGGAAAGGUUUAGGACCCAGGAUUAUCAUGAUUGGUACUUUAACUGCUCUUCAAUGGUUUAUAUAUGACUUUGUUAAAGUAUCCUUAAACAUUCCUCGACCACCACCUCCAGCUCCUCCUAAGGGAAAAACCGAAUAAUGCAUAAAAGUAGAAACAUUUAAUAACCAUCAAUCUUAUUGAAGUCUAGAUAAAUCAAGUUUUACUAUUACAAGUCGAUUGACAGUGUUUUCAAUAUUAUAUGACCGAAAAUAUCUAAUUGCUUUUACUUUUAUUUAAAUACUAGAUGCUUUUAUUAUCAUUCCGAAAACCAGACCUCAUAUAUGUACUAAUGAAAAAAUGUGCAACUUUUAUUGUAUACCUAAUAUUGUUUGUCAUAUCCUUGCUUAAAAUAAUUACUUAAAUGUAACUAGUCCUAUAGAAUUUACCAAAGUACAUUUGAUUUAUUAAGUUAUUAAUGAGUUUGUUGUUAAUUAUUUAAUCUUUGUUGUUAAAUUUAAGAAAUAAAAUACUUAGAAACAUAUAA